Amorphotheca resinae ATCC 22711 is the source of this 1857-nucleotide messenger RNA. RefSeq lists its product as hypothetical. The record is from RefSeq and is a predicted model, not a curated record. The transcript is spliced from 6 exons. Bases 1 to 1857 code for a protein of 618 amino acids. NCBI's taxonomy places the organism in Eukaryota, Fungi, Ascomycota, Leotiomycetes, Helotiales, Amorphothecaceae.
AUGAAGCGUCGGAAGACACUCGUGCUCUGUUUCGAUGGCACCGGCAAUCAGUUCCAUGGAGACUCGAGCGAUAGCAAUAUCCUCAAGAUCUUCCGCAUGCUUGACCGAUCCUCAGGGAGUGGCUUCCACUACUAUCAGCCCGGAAUUGGGACAUAUGUCGCUUCUGCAGGCCUCAGCGCCAAAGGAUCCAUUGAGAAGAUAAAGAAUUGGUAUUUGAAAGCGAAGGAUAGCGCUGUAGGAACAUCCUUUGAUGAACACGUCGUUGGAGGAUACAAGUUCCUCAUGCAAUAUUAUUCUCCGGGAGAUAACAUCUACAUGUUUGGUUUCUCACGAGGGAGCUACACCGCGCGGUUCCUAGCUGAGAUGAUCGACUGGGUUGGGUUGAUCACCCAUGGGAAUGAAGAGAUGAUCCAAUUUGCGUGGAGGACGUUCAGCAAGUGGAAGGCAAUUGAUAGCAACAGUUUAGAGGCCAAGCGGAAACAGAAGAAAGCAUACCAGUUUCUGGUGUCCUUCCGAGAAACCUUCUCGAGGCCUGUGAGGAGAAUCAGGUUCCUAGGCUUGUUCGACACGGUUAAUAGCGUUCCUCGUUUUGAAAAUGCCAUGCUGAGUAGACAACGCAUACCUUUCUCCGCCAUCAGUUCCGCCAAGAUCAUCCGUCACGCCGUCAGCAUCGACGAGCGCCGUGCCAAAUUCCGCGCUGAUCUAGUCUCUCACGGCCUCUCUGCUGCAAAGGAAUCCAACAAGCCCGAGGAAGAGCAGCGCGAAGGCAACCCACACCCGAAUCACGAUUGGAUCCAUCGCAGCUCGCGGUACAAAAUGUCCAGGACCAUGCCUGCGAAACCUGAACGGAGGGAGGAGUUCCCUCCCGAGAACACAGACCAUCACGAGUUCCGCGGCCGUCGCGAAGACAGACCUGCAUCUCGAUAUCGCGGGCACUCGCGCGCACACAGCCACUCUACCUACGCCUCAGCGACCGAUAUCCGCAGCGCCCUAGGAUCCAACGCUCGAGACGCAAGCGUUGACCCAGCGGGCGAUGGGGCUUCUUCAAUCGCCGCUCCCAUGGACUGGGAUGACAGCUGGUCGUCGGAUGGCGACGAAGACGAUCAAGAUAUCCAGGAACUCUGGUUUCCCGGCGGCCACGCGGAUAUCGGGGGCGGGUGGGACGUGCAGCCGGGCGAAGUCCCCCUGAGCCACCUGCCCCUCGUCUGGAUCGUACGCGAAGCGCAAAAGAGCGGACUCGCCUUCGAUGAAGAUAAGAUGGAGAGCCUAGACUGUCUCGACGACAGCAGCAUCGAUGCAGGCAACCUCCCGCUGAUCGAAGUGUCGAACUCAGCCGGCGGCGACGAGCAGGUGCUAGCGGGCGCGGGCCUCGAGCUCGGGAACAAAUCCAACUUCAAGCGCAUCCUACUCGAAACAGCCACCAAGGGCAAAUUACACGAUUGUCUGCGUUUCCGCGAAGGUCUGCCUUGGGGCUCGGUCGUAAGGUGGCGCCUGAUGGAAUGGUUACCAUUCCGCCGCUUAGACCUUACGGAUGACGGGAAAUGGAAACCCAUCAGAUGGCCCCUCCCCCGCGGCGAAGUCCGCGACAUGCCCGCCGACGCCAAAAUCCACAGCAGCGCCAUCCGGCGCCUCGAAACAAAUCCCGACUACCGCCCCGGAAACCUGAUCCUUGGCGGUGGCGGCCGCGGGGUCAGGAAAGCGCCCAAGAGCGCGGGCAUUGGGGAGUGGAUAUGGGUUGGGGAGGAGGGGGAUCUGGUCGGUGGGUUUUAUGUUAGGAAGCCGAAGCUUAGGGAUGAGGCGAAUGGUGGGAUGGGGGAGAAAACGAAUGGGAUGGGGAUAAGGGAGAAUGGGAAAUAA